Messenger RNA from Neltuma alba, 1923 nucleotides. Its product is annotated as sorbitol dehydrogenase-like. The transcript is spliced from 6 exons. NCBI's taxonomy places the organism in Eukaryota, Viridiplantae, Streptophyta, Magnoliopsida, Fabales, Fabaceae. Gene Ontology annotation, molecular function: oxidoreductase activity, acting on the CH-OH group of donors, NAD or NADP as acceptor; zinc ion binding. Bases 600 to 1688 code for a protein of 362 amino acids. The record is from RefSeq and is a predicted model, not a curated record.
UAAUUUUGAUUUUUAGUUAAUUUAGGACCUAAUCAACUUUGGCUCCAAUAAGAGAACGAUUUUGGUUUGCAUCACUAUACUGCAUUCUAAAUCAAAUUUAAUUUGACCCCAAAGCGACAUUAAGGAUCACUGUUUCUGAUUAUAUUCAUGUCCAUUUUCUGGCUUUUUAAUCUUUUCACCGGAUAUUUUAUGAGAAACUUGAGGGAGGAUAUAUUAUGAUUUAAUGGAGUCAUCUUAGCAUUUAUUUCAAGGACUUGUGCAAACAUUCACUUUAUAUUUCUCCACCGUUUUCUGUUUUUUUCCCCUCUUCAACUGUUUUCUGUUUUUUUCUUAAUAAUGCAUAUUUGUCCAGUUUUUUGAGUGAUGAUUUCAGAAGUUGUUUCAACUUUCAACGUUCCCAUUCUAUACAUUGAAUAUGAAGAAAGCUUACAGGCUUUUGGAUAAUCCGCCCUUCUCAUUUCCUUCCCAUCUUUCAUUUAUUUCCUAUCAAACAUAAAUUUCUAUUUUCCUCCUUUCUUUCAUUUUCUUUCCUGACACAUUAGCUCAACCAAACAGGUGCUUAGCUUAGAGAGAAAGGGGAGCAGACUUAGCUAGAGCAAAUGGGUAAAGGUGGGAUGUCACGUGAAGGUCAUGGAGAAGAAGAAAAUAUGGCUGCCUGGCUUGUUGGUAUAAAUACCCUCAAGAUUCAACCUUUCAUACUUCCUACCCUGGGCCCCCAGGAUGUCAGAAUUCGAAUGAAAGCUGUUGGGAUCUGUGGCAGUGAUAUUUACUUCCUCAAGACACUGAGAUUGGCAGAUUUUAUAGUGAAAGAACCAUUGGUAAUUGGCCAUGAGGCUGCAGGGAUCAUAGAAGAAAUUGGUAGUGAGGUAAAGCAUUUGGAACCUGGCGACCAUGUGGUGAUUGAACCUGGGAUUAGUUGUUGGCGUUGUGAUCUCUGCAAGGAUGGUCGAUACAAUUUAUGCCCUGAGGUGAAGUCCCUUGCAACUCCACCAGUUCAUGGUUCCCUUGCUAAUCAGAUAGUGCAUCCUGCAGACCUAUGUUUUAAACUACCAGACAAUGUGAGCUUGGAGGAAGGGGCAAUGUGCGAACCCCUAAGUGUUGGUGUUCAUGCUUGUCGCCGAGCUAAUGUUGGACCAGAAACAAAUGUGUUGAUCAUGGGAGCAGGCCCCAUUGGACUUGUCACAAUGCUUUCAGCUCGAGCUCUUGGAGUACCGAGGAUCGUCAUUGUGGAUGUAGAUGAUCAUCGUUUAUUGGUUGCAAAAUCUCUUGGUGCAGAUGAGACUGUGAAAGUUUCAACAAAAAUUGAGGAUGUGAGUGGAGAAGUUGUUCAGAUACAUAAAGCUAUGGGAGCUAGGGUGGAUGUUGGCUUUGAUUGUGUAGGUUUCAGCAAAACUAUGACCACUGCAUUGACUGCUACUCGCGCAGGCGGCAAAGUGUGCCUUGUGGGGAUGGGUCAUCAUGAAAUGACUGUUCCACUCACACCUGCUGCUGCAAGGGAAGUUGAUGUGAUUGGGAUUUUCCGUUACAAGAACACAUGGCCUCUCUGUUUGGAGUAUCUGAGUAGUGGGAAGAUAGAUGUGAAACCCCUUAUAACUCACAGGUUUGGGUUCUCUCAGAAGGAAGUUGAAGCAGCCUUUGAAACCAGUGCUCGUGGUGGCAAUGCUAUUAAGGUCAUGUUCAAUCUGUAAACACUUAGAUUUUACACAAACUAGACUAUGUUCGAUCUAUAAAGUUAAAGGUUAUGUUUAAUUGAGGUAUCAUAUAUAUUGCAUUAUUAUGUAAUCAUUGUAGUCAUGUAGAGUAUUCUCAAAUCACUCUGAAUUUGAUUUUAAUUUUUAUCGUAUCGAGUCGAGAGUAUUGUCCAAACAUUUAUAAUAAUUAUGCUUUUUGGAAUAGGAAUGGAGGUGGCAUUAUUAGUUAUUA